AUGAGAACAUCGGUUUUCACAGAUGAUUAUGACAUGGAUGAUUUGGAAAUUGAAGUUUCUUCAGAUUCUGAAGAUUCUGGUUAUUACAGCAGUGAUGAAUCCGACAGUAGUAUGGACAGAUUAUUAUUAAAUAUAUUGGAUGAAGAGGAUGGUACUGAUUACGGGUAUUGGAUUCCUUUUGAUAUAGGUGCCGGUAAUAAUGAUAGCGAAUCCAAUAUGCCUGGGCAACUGCAACCUUCGAAUGAAAUGCGAUCGAUGUGUGGUAUAUGUAUCGCACCCAGUGAUGUUCAGCGAUGCAUAUUUGACUGCCUAAACAACGAUGAAUGCUUAUGUCAUCCAGAAUGGGAAACCACAUUUACUGAUGCUGGAAUAGAUUCAUUUCAUCCCUUGCAACAUCAACGAGCAGCACACAAUCCAUCAAGACGCCGAGCAUUGUUUAGAAGGUAUCCACAUUUUCACUCACCAGAUGAUCGUUUACAUCGUGUGCAAAGUGGUCGAAUCUGCCGUCGAAGAUAA
This is a messenger RNA of Thelazia callipaeda (thelaziosis nematode), 516 nucleotides long. Lineage: Eukaryota; Metazoa; Nematoda; Chromadorea; Rhabditida; Thelaziidae. The record is from the annotation of a GenBank genome assembly.